AUGCUUCUUCCAAACACCAGCAACCUCCUCUCCAGAGUUGUGAGGGCAGAUAGCCAGAAAGUCCCAUGUGGUGGUUCUGGUAUCUCUGCUGCUGCAUGUGAAGCGAUUAGUUGCUGCUUUGAUGGACGGCAGUGCUACUUUGGAAAAGCAGUGACUGUCCAGUGCACCAAGGAUGCCCAGUUCAUUGUUGUGGUUGCCAGAGAUGCCACGCUACCCAACAUCGACCUUGAGUCAAUCUCACUGUUGGGACAAGGUCAAGACUGCAUGCAUGUUGACUCUAAUUCAGAGUUUGCCAUCUACCAAUUUCCUGUUACUUCCUGUGGCUCUACUGUAAUGGAGGAGCCUGGUGUUAUAAUCUAUGAGAACAGGAUGACUUCCUCAUAUGAAGUUGGAGUUGGACCUCUUGGAGCCAUUACCAGGGACAGUUACUAUGAAUUGCUCUUCCAGUGUAGGUACAUCGGCACUUCUGUUGAAACUGUAGUUGUAGAAGUAUUGCCGUUACAAGAUCCUCCUCUACCAGUUGCUGCGUAUGGACCGAUAAGUGUACACAUGAGGUUGGCUAAUGGACAAUGCAAUACAAAGGGUUGCAAUGAAGUGGAUGUGGCCUAUAACUCUUUCUACACGGAGGCAGACUAUCCUGUGACCAAAGUACUGAGGGACCCUGUGUACGUGGAGGUUCAACUCCUUGACAAGACAGAUCCCAGCCUUGUCCUGACUCUUGGUCGCUGUUGGACCACUACAAGCCCCAACCCUCACAGUCUGCCACAGUGGGACAUUUUGACAGACGGGUGUCCAUACAGGGAUGAUCGUUACUUGUCCUCACUGGUUCCAGUUGGUUCCUCCUCUGGUCUGGACUUCCCUAGUCACUAUAGGCGUUUCAUUUUCAAAAUGUUUGCCUUCGUGGACCCCAAUUCAAUGGAACCACUGAGGGAACAGGUGUACAUUCACUGCAGUACAGCUGUGUGCACUGCUGCAGCGGGCCACUCCUGUGAACCAUCAUGCUACAGAAAAAAGAGAGCUGCCGAGGCUGUGGAGCAGACAAAUACUUCACCGAAGGUUGUGGCUUCUGUGGGACCAGUUAUCAUGACCCGCCUGGAGCAGUAA
Molecule: messenger RNA, 1104 nt
Organism: Plectropomus leopardus (leopard coralgrouper)
Lineage: Eukaryota; Metazoa; Chordata; Actinopteri; Perciformes; Serranidae
Biological process (GO): binding of sperm to zona pellucida; prevention of polyspermy
Cellular component (GO): egg coat
Molecular function (GO): structural constituent of egg coat; acrosin binding
Source: RefSeq, a predicted model, not a curated record